GCGUCCUCCCAGCUGCUGUCUGUCCGGCCGGCCGGCGUCCGUCUUCCCGGUACUCCUCCUCCUCUCUGCUCCGUGCAGAACACUAGUAAAACAAAUUGCUCCUUAUCUGUGGCUCUGCAGAGCACGCCUGCAGUGUGUUGGACAACUGGGAGCUGCAGGAAAAUGAGGAAGGAGGGCAGGCUGGUUCGUUGGGUCUGGUGGAUCGUGGUUGUGACAGCUUUGUUCUUCUUAGGCUUUACCAUCGGUUGGUUUGCCAAACCCUCAAAUGCAAACUCUGAAAAGCACCAAGAUUUGAACAAAAAUCUGAGGGAGUUCUUGGAGGAAAUGCAGACGGACCAGAUCAGAGAGCAUCUCAGGAAAUUUACUCGCCUCCCUCAUCUGGCUGGAACGGAGCAGAACCGAAAAUACGCGGAGCAGAUCCAGAACGAGUGGCUGGAGUUCGGGUUGGACUCGGCGGAGAUGGUGCCGUACGACAUCCUGCUGUCCUACCCCAACAAGUCCCAGCCAAACUACAUCUCUGUAGUGGACCAGCGUGGCGAGGAGAUUUUUAACACUUCUUUGGCUGAGCCGAUUCCACCAGGGUAUGAAGAUAUUCCAGACAUUGUGCCCCCAUACAGCGCUUUCUCUGCCAAAGGACAACCUGAGGGGGAUUUGGUUUAUGUGAACUACGGUCGAACAGAAGACUUCUUCCAGUUAGAGAGGGAGAUGAACGUCACUGUGACGGGGAAGAUCGUCAUUGUCAGAUACGGGAAAGUAUUUCGGGGUAAUAAAGUGAAAAACGCCAUGUUAGCUGGAGCAAAAGGGAUCAUUAUGUUCUCAGAUCCAGCUGAUUACUGGGCGGAUGGAGUCCAGCCGUACCCUAAGGGCUGGAACCUGCCUGGAGGAGGAGUUCAGAGAGGAAAUGUUCUGAACCUGAAUGGAGCAGGAGACCCCCUUACACCUGGAUACCCUGCUAAAGAAUACACCUAUAGAUUCAGCCCAGAAAAAGGAGUGGGACUUCCCAGCAUCCCUGUGCACCCGAUUGGCUUCCACGAUGCAAUUCAUCUGCUGAAGAACAUGGGAGGACAGAUUCCACCCAACAACUGGAAAGGAGCACUGAAUGUCUCCUACAGGAUCGGCCCAGGCUUCACUGAGAGCUUUAAGAGCCACAAAGUGCGUAUGAACAUCCACACUAAUAACCAGGUCACCAGGGUCUAUAACGUCAUUGGAAAGAUCAGGGGAGCUCUGGAGCCAGACAGAUAUGUGAUUCUGGGAGGUCACCGUGAUGCCUGGGUGUUUGGAGGAAUUGACCCCAUGUCUGGAGCUGCAGUGGUUCAUGAAACCGUGCGAAGCGCCGGCAGGCUGCUUAGAAAAGGAUGGAGACCGAGGAGGACUAUAAUAUUUGCCUCCUGGGAUGCAGAAGAGUUCGGCCUGCUGGGAUCUACAGAAUGGGCAGAGGAUAACGCCAGGCUGCUGCAGGAGAGAGCUGUGGCUUACAUCAACGCAGACUCUGCCAUAGAGGGGAUGUACACUCUGAGGGUUGACUGCACUCCAUCUCUGCACACCGUAGUGUACGACCUCACCAAGCAGAUAGCCAGUCCAGAGGAAGGAGAGGAGGGAGUUUCUCUCUAUGAGAGUUGGCACAAGAGGGACAACUGGACCAAUGAUCGAGAUGCACCCAGGAUCAGUAAACUUGGAUCAGGCAGUGAUUUCGAAGCAUAUUUCAUCAGACUGGGAAUUGCAGCAGGCCGAGCCAGAUACACCAAGAAUAAGAAAACAGAGCGAUACAGCAGCUACCCAGUCUAUCACAGCGUGUAUGAAACCUUCGAGCUCGUGCAGAAGUUUUACGACCCGACCUUCAAAAGGCUCCGAGUGGUGGCUCAGGUCAGGGCAGGACUCGUCUUCUUGUUGGCGGACUCCCAGCUGCUUCCUCUCGAUGUCAACGAGUACGCAGACUCGCUGAGGAAAUACGCACAGAGCAUCGCAGAGGUGGCACAGAGGAACCCUGAUCAAAUGGAGAUGUACAACGUGUCGUUUGAUUCCCUUUUUUCUGCCGUGCAGAACUUCACCUCCGCGGCCAGAGAUUUCAAUGAACGCCUACAAACUGUCAACAGAGAAGAUCCUUUACAAGUACGAAUCAUGAAUGAUCAACUCAUGUACCUCGAGAGAGCUUUUAUUGACCCUCUUGGCUUACCUGGAAGACCCUUUUAUAGACACGUGAUUUUUGCUCCCAGCAGUCAUAACAAAUACGCAGGCGAGUCUUUCCCCGGGAUCUACGAUGCGCUGUUUGACAUUGAGAACUCAGCUGAUCCACAGACGGCCUGGCAGGAAGUCAAGAGGCAAAUUAGCAUAGCAGCUUUUACAGUGCACGCUGCUGCCAUGACGCUGACGCCGCCUGCAUGAAACAAACUGAAGCGAUGACUUCUGUUUAUAACUGCAGGGUGGAGGUGGGGUUCUUCCAGACCUCAGUGAGUACUGAUGGAUUUGUCCUCACCAGCAAAAAUAGAUCUGUAAAUAUUAAAGAAUCUCUUUUUACCAUAAAAACAUGUAUAUCUGCUGUGGUUAUGUAUGAAGGAGCGUUAUAUGGUAACAAAAACUGAAACACAAAAAUUGUAAAGUAAUAAAGGAAAUAACAGGCAGAAGUUAACACACUCUGGUUCACUAAGUGAUAAAAAAAAUGUGAAAACAGAGUAAUUUGAAGUUAAUUCUCAUUUAUUUAUUUAGUUUUCUGUGUUCUUGAAUGCUUCUAACGUCUUUCUGAUUAAGCUGAUAAUGGUGGUCAGAAAUGUGAUGUGACAGAAGUUUUGGAGAUUUAGUGUUCCCAAACACUAAUCUUAACCCUCUUAGUAAAAACUAUGACCAGUUUAGUAGUCAGACUCAGACAGGACAACUAAAUGCAAAGCUUCACUGCAGCAACGUUUAUUAAUUAUCCUUAAAGCCACAGGAUGAUUCAGGUGUCACAGUCAUAGAUUGUUUUUUUUUCACAGAUAAUAAAUAAAAUGAGUCGAAGAGAAAAAUGAGAAGUCUCUGAUAUUCUGCAGAAGAUUGAUCUCUUCUGUUCAGAUGUGAUCAUUCAGCUCUCUUUAAAACUAACUCCAUUUCUGAAGCCACGGCCUCGACCACACUUUUGUUCACAGCUUGAUGCAGUAAUGAAAAACAUAUUAUUUUUCUUAAUCGUAAAUAUUUUUAUUUGUUUUAAUUUGAAAAUAACUCCUUUUAAUAUUUGCUUGACUUUAAUUAUUUUACAUUCUAAAACUUUCUUAUGGCGGUGAAGUGGAUGGAGCUGUUGCCAGCUCCCUGCAACCCAGUAAGAAGUGGGUCAAGAUAACAAAUGGAUGAAACUUUGUCUGUUUCCCCAAAAAUAAAUCAAUAAAAGAACACUUUCAAACAACUUUAUAUAUUUUUACUACCACAGGAGGGCACUGAAGUCCUGUACUUUAGACCCAGUCUGUCUUGAUAGAUGUUAUCAACCCAAAUAGCAGACAGACACGAGGACUUGAAUAAAAAUACUUUAAACUUUAAUCAGACACAGUCCUAAAAAAUGUUUUAAUUCCCCUGACAUUUAUCAAUAGAUUUUACUCUACAAUCAAGUCAAAUAUUUUUAUUUGUAUACCCAGUACUCCAAUAACAGUAGUUUUCUGCAAAUAUGUUUAUUUGUGAAUCACAAAACAAAUAUAUUUAAAAUAAAAUUAACUCCCUCCUCAUGAACUUGAUCUUCUGUUCAAACCCUCCACAUGUCCCUCUCAGACAUCAUCUAAUAGAUAUGAACAAAAGAAAAGAUUAAAUGUGGCUGCUGAGUUUAAAAUAACCUCUUCCACAUGAAAUCUAUUUAAAAAAACUUCAGUCUGGCAAAUGUAGGUUUGUCCAGGUAAAUUAUUUUGCAGUAGCUUUUAUUUGCAUGGCUGUAUGGGGAUAGAGUUAUUUUGCAUAGAUAAGAUGAUAACCUGACUUUCCAGUCAAACUUUCAUCACUCUCAUUUCCUGGAAAAAAAGAAAAAGAAAAAUAAGAUGAUGACAAACUUUUCAAAAGGGAUUUACUCCAUGAUUAUGAUGAUGUCACUUGAACCAUUUGUAAAUGGGAGAAAUGUAAAUGUAAUGAAGUUAGUGAGGAUCAAACUAAAAAACAAAUUUUCUUCUUUCUGACCCAAGGGUAGCAGUGUCUACUAGUGGUCUCUAGAACAAUUAAAGGCCUCACUUUCCUUGAAGGAACACACAUCACCUGCUGCCAAUAGGCUGUAGCACAAUCUUGAAAUUUGGUGAUCUCAUGCUAACGGUUAACACUCAGAAUAUGUUGUGACUUCCAGCUGCUACUACAUUAAAAUCAGCUAAAUAUUUGUAAGAUUAACUGAGUUAAGAUCAUUUUUAUGUUGGCUAAGGUCAAUUAGUUAAUUCCAGCAGUUGAUGGUUUUAAGCAGAAAUCAAUAUAAAAUGCUCAGAAUGUAUUGGAGCUGGUUCUCAGCUACCACUUCAAAGUUUUAACUAAUUUCCAUUAAACAGAUUGAAUUAUAGUCAUUUUUUCUGUUUUCUCAGCAUUUCCUGAGAGUUUGAGUAAAAUUGGCCCAAUGGUAUUUUGAAGAAAAAAAAUAAAGAUGCUUCAAGUUGUUCUGGAAAAGGUGUCACUAUUUCUGAGAUCAAAUCUAUAGUUUGACUCUGAAGUGAAUAUAUUUCCACUGGAUUAGCCUGGAUGUUUGAGCUACUUAUAUUUGAUCCAGUUGGAUUCUGUUCAAGCAUCCUGACCCCUAGAAUGUUUUAAUAGUUAACCUAAGUUGAGUUUAUGUGAUGAUGUGUUUAUGAUUACUGAUGACUCUACAAACUCUGUGAAUGAUUUUAAAUGCUUUUGGCUGACUAAAACCACAUAAGUUCCACUUAAUCUCUGUGAAAAGUGUCAAAUGUCAGAAACAGAGUAGACAACUUGUACAAACUGUCUUUUUUGUUAAACUGAUUAAAACUUUGACUUGGCAUUGACUUUAUAAAGAAAACAAUUUUAAAAAGCAUCAGAACAUUGCAAUGAUCUUUUUCUGUUUACAAGAACUUGUUCAGCUGGUGAUUAUUGUUGGUUUUCAUUGACGAACUUGAAGUAAUUCAUGCGUGAAUGUUCUGAAGUUAAAACUGUCUCCUGGGAAGUUCAUUUUAAAAUUAGUUUUCAGCAGGAACUCAGUUGUUCACUCUGAACAUUUAGUAUCUUUGAGUCUGUCCUUUUAAAAACAAAAUGACUUGUUCUUCAGAAAAGCAAACACGGUGAAUCCAUUGGGUGUUUAUUUGCAUAUCAAGAAAAACCAGUAAACAUCUGCAUAAAGUCCA
This is a messenger RNA of Austrofundulus limnaeus, 5279 nucleotides long. It is a transcript of the gene naalad2, whose product is annotated as N-acetylated alpha-linked acidic dipeptidase 2. Bases 163 to 2382 code for a protein of 739 amino acids. The record is from RefSeq and is a predicted model, not a curated record. NCBI's taxonomy places the organism in Eukaryota, Metazoa, Chordata, Actinopteri, Cyprinodontiformes, Rivulidae. The transcript is spliced from 21 exons. Gene Ontology annotation, molecular function: carboxypeptidase activity.